Molecule: messenger RNA, 1353 nt
Organism: Pochonia chlamydosporia 170
Lineage: Eukaryota; Fungi; Ascomycota; Sordariomycetes; Hypocreales; Clavicipitaceae
Product: salicylate hydroxylase
Exons: 4
Coding region: 1-1353 (450 amino acids)
Molecular function (GO): FAD binding; monooxygenase activity
Source: RefSeq, a predicted model, not a curated record
AUGGGAUCUAACAACACUCCAGGCUGGCGAAGCCUCAACGUCGGUGUUAUUGGCGGUGGCAUCGGAGGCAUGUCUGUGGCCAUUGCCCUCCGUCGAUCAGGCCACACCGUUACAAUCUAUGAGAAGUCUGACUUUGCAGGAGAAGUGGGUGCUUCCGUAUCAUGCGCUGCCAACGGCACGCGGUGGCUGCAUGAGUGGAAAGUCGACGUCGCCAAGGGUGAUCCCGUCGUUCUCAAGAAAUUGAUAAACAGGGACUGGAAGACGGGUGAGCCGGUCAGCGUAUACGACUUGGAUGAUUACGAACAGAAAUGGGGAUAUGUGUAUAACAUGUUUCAUCGGCAGUACAUGCAUGCCAUGUUGAAGGAUAGUGCGUUGGAGGAACAAGGGGUAGGCAAGCCGGCGACACUGAUUGUUAACCACAAGUGUCAAAGUAUCGACGUCGAAAGUGGUACAGUUACAUUUGCGAAUGGAAACACCGCCCAGCACGACCUUAUCAUCGGCGCAGAUGGAAUCGGUUCAGCCGUCCGCGGCGCCAUCGGCAUCACGCCCGAGAAGCGGCCAUCAGAACAAAGCUGCCUGCACGCCAACGUUACUUCUGAACAGGCCGUCAAGCUCGGUCUAGUGGACUACUCCAAGGACAGCGCUCUCGAGUAUUGGGGUGGCCAGGAAGGAAAAUGGGACAAGAUUGUGCUGUCUCCUUGCAACGACGGCAAGCUCCUUUCCUAUUACUGCUUCUUCCCCCGCGAAAAAGGCGACUAUGCCAACCAGACCUGGGGAGGCGCCGAUCGCCCGGUCGAGGAGCUGCUGGAACCAUAUCCCGAGCUAGAUCGACAGGUAUUCAAACAUCUUGAAAUUGGGCAGGAGAUCCGCCCCUGGAGACUCUGGAUCCACGACCCGUAUCCCUACGUUCAAAAGGGAAGAGUUUGUCUGCUUGGAGAUGCCGGUCAUCCGAUGAUGCCGCAUCAAAGCCAGGGCGCCUGCAUGGCCAUUGAGGAUGCGGCUGCGUUGGGCAUCCUGUUUGACAAGCAACAUUUUGGAGGGAGCAUCGCCGAGGCUCUUGCCGUGUAUGAUGAUGUGAGACUGCCUAGAGUGACGAGGGUGCAAGCCGCUGCUGCCAAGGCGGCGUAUAACAUUAACGAGAGAAUUGGAUUCUCGGUGAACAAGUCUACUACGACGUACAAGGUGGAGGAUCCAAAGAAGAUUUUGACGAUUGAGGAGAUGAACGCGUAUGACAUGUAUAAGGAUAUUGAGGAGCAUCUUGCUAGGCGGAGGGGUGUGGUGUACACGGACAAGUUUAUUAAUGGGCUGCCGGUAGGGUUGGAGCUGCCGAGUGGUGUUGUUAUUGGGGCAUAG